UUCGUUCUCUAUGAGCGCAACAACUGUUCCAACCCAUACCACUGUUCUAGUCAUAGGUGGUGGUCCAGGAGGUAGCUAUACCUCGACCGUGCUGAAGAGGGAGGGAUUCGACGUAGUUCUCCUUGAGGCUGUGAAGUUUCCACGCUACCAUGUUGGAGAGGGCAUGUUACCUUCAAUGCGCCAUUAUCUUCGUUUCAUUGGUUUAGAGGAAGAAUUUCACAACCAUGGGUUUAUGCCGAAGCCGGGUGCUUGCUUCAAGCUGAAACAAGGCAUGAGAGAAACUUACACCGACUUUUCCACAUUGGGUCCAAGCCGUACUACUUGGAACGUAAUCAGAUCCGAGUCUGACGAAAUGAUGCUUCGCCAUGCUGCUAGAGAGGGCGUUCAAGUCUUUGAAGAAACUCGUGUUGACUCAAUUCAAUUCGAAGGUGACCCAAGCAACUCCCGGCCCAUAAGCGCCACCUGGGUUAAUAAAAACGGUGCUUCUGGAGAAAUCAAGUUCGAUUGGCUAAUAGAUGCCUCCGGUCGAAACGGGAUUAUGGAGACAAAAUACCUCAAGAACCGUACAUUCCGAGAAGGUCUCCGGAAUACUGCGAUAUGGGGGUAUUGGCGCAAUGCCAGAAUUUACCAAGAGGGAACGAAGCGCUCGAACUCACCGUGGUUUGAAGCAAUGACCGACGAACAAGGUUGGGCUUGGCUCAUUCCGCUACAUGACGGGACCACAUCCAUUGGUAUCGUGAUGCAUCAGGACAUCGCGAAAAAGAAGAAAUCUGAGCAUCCAGGCGGUUCACCGCCUCUGACGGAGCACUACCUAGAACAACUUAAGCUUCUUCCGGGUGUUCUUGACCUCCUCGGAGAGAAGGGCAACUUGGUUCCUGGUAGUGUGAAAUCUUCCAGUGACUACAGCUACCAUGCCAGUUGUUACUCUGGAGAUCAUUAUCGUAUCGUUGGAGAUGCGGCAUGCUUCGUGGAUCCAUUCUUCUCUUCCGGUGUUCAUCUUGCUAUGACCGGCGCGCUAUCAGCGGCUAGUACUAUAUGUGCCUCUAUGAAGGGACAAAUCAGCGAGGAAGCAGCCCAGCGUUGGCAUGAUACAAAGCUAGGAAUAGCUCAAAUGAGAUUCCUCCUGGUUGUCCUUAGUGCAUACAAACAAAUCCGGCAGCAGAACAAGCCCGUACUCGGUGACGUUAACGAAGACAAUUUUGACAAAGCAUUUACCCUGUUCAGACCCAUUAUACUAGGAACGGCCGACUCUGAGGCUGAGCAUCUCUCAGACUCAUCUCUAAAUAGCAUGAUUGACUUUUGCGUACACCUCUUCGAUCCCACAAACGAGGAACAACAUAAAGCGGCUGCCAAGAAGUACGGUCCAGAGCUCGUCGCACUGAACGGACCGAUCAUGGGCUCCAAAGAAUUUGACAAAGUCGUGGAUGCCGCAGACAAUGAUGCAAAGAUGGUGCUGAGUAGGAUGAAUGCGCUGAAGGUUUUGAGAAAUGAUACAAGUUGUGAGAGUUUUAGGACGGACGCGGUGAAUGGCUACGUAGUGGAGUUGGAUAGGGGAAACUUGGGCUUGGUUCAAGCAUGAGAAACCAGUCUUGGAUUCUUGGUCCGUGGCUGUCUGGCAGUAGUGUGCCGCCUCAAGCUCGACCAGAAACAUGUCGUCUGGAAAUUAAACUGAUCUUGUACUUUUGCAUUCUGAUUAUACAGAACCUUCUGCUCUGAUAGAAAAGAGCAUACGGGUGUUUGAA
Messenger RNA from Fomitiporia mediterranea MF3/22, 1742 nucleotides. Its product is annotated as FAD/NAD-binding domain-containing protein. NCBI's taxonomy places the organism in Eukaryota, Fungi, Basidiomycota, Agaricomycetes, Hymenochaetales, Hymenochaetaceae. The transcript is spliced from 10 exons. The record is from RefSeq and is a predicted model, not a curated record. Gene Ontology annotation, molecular function: catalytic activity; FAD binding. The coding region runs from base 11 to 1579 and encodes 522 amino acids.